Cucurbita pepo subsp. pepo (vegetable marrow) is the source of this 968-nucleotide messenger RNA. The record is from RefSeq and is a predicted model, not a curated record. NCBI's taxonomy places the organism in Eukaryota, Viridiplantae, Streptophyta, Magnoliopsida, Cucurbitales, Cucurbitaceae.
GAGCCAAUCGGAGAGACCGAACGAUCGAUCGCUGAGAGGCUGAGCUUAUAAAUCAAACGUCGAUCAGCCGCCGUUCUCCGCCGUUGGCGGCUGGCAACUGAUACUUUCUAUUUAUUUUUUUAAAAUUUCUUUUACGUAUUUUUGUUUCCCGUCGAAUCGUGAAAAGCUCUCUUAGCUGGAGAUGCUACCGAAGCCCUCUGUAUCGUCUGUUCUAAUAGACCAAAUCAACGGCUCCGAUUCAAUCUCCGUCUCAAUCCAUUGCCAUAAGGAGGCUCAGAAGUGGUUUCCGGUGCAGGAAUCCGUAGCCCUUUACCAUACGCACGCUGUGGGGCCCAACCAGACCUGCUCCGCCGUGGUCCGAGAAAUCGCCGCCCCCGUCUCCACCGUCUGGUCAGUGGUCCGGCGGUUCGACAACCCUCAGGCUUACAAACACUUCGUCAAGAGCUGCCACGUCGUUGUAGGCGACGGCAACGUCGGAACCCUAAGGGAGAUCCACGUCAUCUCCGGCCUUCCCGCCGGCUGCAGUACAGAACGUCUCGAGAUUCUCGACGACGAACACCACAUCCUCAGUUUCAGCAUGAUAGGCGGCGACCACCGCCUCGCCAACUAUAGAUCCGUCACAACACUCCAUCCUUCGCCGGCCGACGGCGGAAAUAAAACCAUCGUCGUGGAGUCCUACGCCGUCGAUACGCCGCCGGGAAAUACCAAAGAAGAAACAACAGUGUUCGUCGAUACGAUUCUCCGUUGCAAUCUUCAGUCGUUGGCUAAACUCGCCGAGAAUUUGCAUAAACGCAAUAAUCAAUCUCCGCCAUAACUUAACUUCAUCAAUUACAACCUUCUCUAUUUUCCUCUGUUCUCUGUUUCUUCAAUUUUUGGCUUAAUCGUCUAGAAAUUCUCAUUGGCUACCAAAAUCCUUUUUCUGUGGACAAUUAAUAUUUAAAAUUUUAUUUUCUUAUUUCCAUUUUAAA